CAGUUGCAGAAGAACUUGGUAAAUAUUGGUGCAGAGAUUACUCAGUGGAAAGCUCUAAAAAAACAAAAGAAAAUAAAGAGUGAUGAAGAACUAGCAUCUUUUCUUCUGAACAGGGUUCAGAUUGACACAUCAGAUGCAGGCAACCAGAGUUACAGGUUUCGCAAAAAUGUCCUAGAAAAUCUUCCUUGGAUCUUCAAGGAUCUUGAGAAUAAAGUAAUCAUAUUUCUGAAGCAUGAGUUGAAAAGGUUUAAGAAGAUAUUGAAAAAAGAAAACACACAAUACUUUGUGAAGGACUUUCAAGAGGACAGAAAUAACAUCAAAGAAGCAGUUCUUGAUAUCACGCUCUACUUUCUCAGAGAUAUGAAGCAAGACGAACUUGCUGAUACUCUGGAAGAUGAGCUGGUCUUCAUUCACCAACGACAACUAAAAUCAAACCUGAAGAAAAAAUAUGAAUGUGUAUUUGAAGGAAUUGCAAAGCACGGUGACUUUACACUUCUAAAUAAGAUCUACACAGAUAUCUACAUCACUCAGGGUGGAGGUGAACAAAUCAAUACUGAACAUGAGAUAAGACAAAUUGAGGUCACUUCCAGGCAUCUAGAAACAUCAGAGACACAGAUUGAAUUCAGAAAUUUGUUCAAACCACAUGAACGAGACCAAAAAAUCAGAACUGUGCUAACAAAAGGAGUUGCUGGCAUUGGAAAAUCUGUCUCGGCUCAAAAGUUUGUUCUGGACUGGACUGAAGGUAAAGAAAAUCAGGAUAUCAGCUUCAUAUUUCCUCUUCCUUUUCGAGAGAUGAACUUAAAGGAGAAAGUAAUACAAAGUCUGAUGGACCUUAUAAGUCAAUUUUAUCCAGAGAUAAAAGGACUGAACCUUUCAAGAAAUGAGAAAUUUAAAGUGCUGUUCAUCUUUGAUGGAUUGGAUGAAUGUCGUCUUCCUCUGAAGUUUGACAGUAACGAGAUACUGCGUGAUAUCACAUCUCCUGCUUCUCUGGAUGUUCUCCUAACAAACCUCAUCAAAGGAAAUCUGCUUCCUUCUGCUCUCAUCUGGAUAACCACCAGACCAGCAGCGGCUGGUAAGAUACCACCUGAAUGUAUUGACCGGGUGACAGAGGUACGAGGAUUCAAUGACAUACAGAAGGAGGAGUACUUCAGAAAAAGAUUCACUGAUGAGAAUAUGGCAAACACAAUAAUUGAUCAUGUUAAAAAAUCAAAGAGUCUCUUCAUCAUGUGUCACAUCCCAGUCUUCUGCUGGAUUUCAGCCACUGUCCUUCAGAACAUUCUGGAGAAGAAGAGAAACGAUCAGUCAGAUGACACAACCACAACAUCUGAAGAUACUCCUAAAACUCUGACACAAAUGUACACACAUUUCUUUCGCUUUCAGAUUCUACAGAGUAGAAGAAAGUAUGAAGGAGAAUAUUCAUCAGAUAUUUUCUGGGAUAAAGAGUCGAUCCUUUCACUGGGAAAACUGGCAUUUCAAAACCUAAAAGAAAGCAAUUUGAUCUUCUAUGACUCAGACUUGGAGGCCUGUGGCAUUGAUAUAACUAAGGCAUCAGUUUACUCAGGGAUGUGCACACAGAUCUUUAGACAGGAAACAGGGAUCAUUACUGAUAUUGUGUACUGUUUUGUUCACAUGAGCAUUCAGGAGUUUACUGCAGCUCUGUAUGCGCAUCUGUUUCUGGACAUUUCAAAGAAAAAUGUUUUUGUUCAGGAGCACACAGGACGGGAAAACAAUGAAACAAUGAUUGAUUUACUGAAGACUGCAGUGGAUAAAGCACUUGAGAGUGAAAAUGGACAUCUGGAUCUUUUCCUUCGCUUCCUUCUCGGUCUGUCGCUUGAGUCCAAUCGGCCGCUCUUACGAGGUCUCUUAACACAAGAAGAGAGCAAUGAACAGAGCAACAAGGAAAUAGUUAAGUACAUCAAGCAGAAAUUUAAAGAUAAUUCAUCUCCAGAGAGAUCCAUCAAUUUGUUUUACUGUCUGAAUGAACUGAAUGAUCAAUCUCUGGUGAAGGAGAUUCAAAAGCAUCUUAGAGAAGGAAGUCUCUCAUCUGCUGACCUUUCACCUGCUCAGUGGUCUGCUCUUGCCUUUGUGUUGCUGACAUCAGAAGAGGAACUGGAGGAGUUUGAGCUUCAGAAAUUCAAGAAAUCAGAUGAAUGUCUCAUUAGAUUAUCACCAGUCAUCAAAACCGCCAAAAAGGCUUUGCUAAAUGAUUGUAAUCUAACAGAUAAAGGAUGUUCAGCUCUGGCUAAAAAUCUGGGGUCAGAUAGCCGUCUGAAAGAGCUCAAUAUGAGAAAUAAUAAACUGAAGGAUUCAGGAGUCAAGCUGAUCUGUGAUGGACUCAUGAACACAAAGUGUGAAUUAGAGAUCCUGAGAUUAAGUGGUUGUGGUCUAACAGAAGAAAGUUGUUCAGCUUUAGCUUCAGUUUUAAGAUCAAAGCCCGUUCUAAAAGAGCUCGACAUGAGCAACAAUAAUCUACAGGAUUCAGGAGUCAAGAAACUUCACAACGGAUUAGAAAAUACAAACUGUCAACUACACAAACUCAGACUAUCAGACUGCAGUAUUGGAGAAGAUGGUUAUGUUGCUUUGACUAAAGCUGUGAGAUCAAACCCAUCAUAUCUGAUAGAGCUGGAUCUCAGUGGAAAUGAUCCUGGAGAAUCAGGAGUCAAACUCAUCUAUCAUUUAAUACAAGAUCAAGAUAGUGCACUCAAAAAAGUCAGAUUAUUACAGAGUCCUUCUGCAGUUGAAGGCUUCGAGUAUCUGAGUGAAACUCUUGGUAUAAAUCCUUUACUCCAGAGAGAUCUGAAUCUGAAUGAUCAUAAACUAAACAACACAAGACUGCUACAGAUCUGUGAUCUACUGAAGGAUAAACACUGUAGCCUCAACACACUCAUAUUAAGUGGUUGUGGUCUAACAGAAGAAAGUUGUUCAGCUUUAGCUUCAGUUUUAAGAUCAAAGUCCGGUCUAAAAGAGCUCGACAUGAGCAACAAUAAUCUACAGGAUUCAGGAGUCAUGAAACUUCACAACGGAUUAGAAAAUACAAACUGUCAACUACACAAACUCAGCCUGUCAGACUGUAGUAUUGGAGAAGAAGGUUAUGUUGCUUUAUGUUCAGCUGUGAGCUCAAACCCUUCACAUCUGACAGAGCUGGAUCUCAGUGGAAAUGAUCCUGGAGAAUCAGGAGUCAAACUCAUCUAUGAUUUAAUACAAGAUCAAAACUGUGCACUGAAGAAAGUCAGAUUUUUACAGAGUCCUUCAGCAGAAGAAGCUCGUCAGUAUCUGAAUGAAGUUGUUGGUAAAGAGAUUUUACUCCAGAGAGAUCUGAAUCUGAAUGAUCAUAAACUACAAGACUCAAGACUGCUACAGAUCUGUGAUCUACUGAAGGAUAAACACUGUAGACUCAACACACUCAUGUUGUCUGGAUGCAGUAUUACAGAGAUGAUGUGUGUUAAACUGAUGUCAGCUUUGUGUUCAAACCCUUCACAUCUGAAAGAGCUGAACCUCAGUGAAAAUAAACUUAAAGACUCAGGAGUAAAACACUUUUGUGAUCUACUGAAACAUUCAGACUGCCAACUGGAGAAACUGAAGUUGUGUGGAUGCAGUAUUGAACAUCCAAAGUUUGAUAAACUGAUUUCAGCUCUGUGUUUAAACCCUUCACACCUGAAAGAGCUGGACCUCAGUCGGAAUAAAAUCAAGGACUCAGGACUGAAUCUUUUAUGUAAUCUACUGAAACAUUCAGACUGCAAACUGGAGAAACUGAGCCUAAAUAAGUGUAAAAUCACAGAUGUUGAUUCUUUACUUAAGACUUUGGCUGAUACAACAACAUUGACGUUACUUGAUCUGGGUAACAAUAAAAUAAAAGACGCAUCAUUGAAUCAGCUUCAUGAAGUACUGAAGAGCUCAAACUGUGAACUCAUACGAGAAAGUAAAGGUUGGUUAACAUGGAGCUUAUUAAGGCCUGUGAUACGGGAUGAACCCUCAUUAUCAAAUGAAAAAAAGGAGGACACUUCAUCUCAAAAAAGCUUUAAACCAAAGGAUGAAGCAGAAGCUAAUCAGAGCACAGAUGGAUCAAGUGUAGACUGCAGUAUGAAGGCUGAAGUAUAAUGCAUAUAUAAUGUGUUGACAAAUUCAAAGAACAUUCCUAUUGCUAAAGUUGCUAAUAAAUAAACCUACAGUGUAAAAAAUACUUUGCUGCCUUAAAAUGUUUUGUCAAAUCAACUCAGAUUUACAAGUCAUGUCAACAGAGAUGAGUUGUCACAACUUAUAAAAUAUAGUUGAGAAAAGUCAACUUAAUUUUAUAAGUUAUAACAACUCAUCUCUAUUUUUUUACAGUGUACAGUAUAAAGUUUUGUGACACCGAGUCUGUAUUAAUAGUUAGAUUAUCUUCAUUAACAAUCUGAGAUCCUGCUGGAUUACCUGAAUGUUUAACAGGUAGAGAGUUACUGCUGUCAUUACAGAUAAAACAAACCAUGCACACUGGCUACUUGUUUAGUACAGACAUUAAUGGGUAGUUGAGUUCAUUCACAUAAA
Molecule: messenger RNA, 4524 nt
Organism: Paramisgurnus dabryanus
Lineage: Eukaryota; Metazoa; Chordata; Actinopteri; Cypriniformes; Cobitidae
Source: RefSeq, a predicted model, not a curated record